Messenger RNA from Synchiropus splendidus (mandarinfish), 985 nucleotides. It is a transcript of the gene tfpi2, whose product is annotated as tissue factor pathway inhibitor 2. The transcript is spliced from 5 exons. The record is from RefSeq and is a predicted model, not a curated record. Lineage: Eukaryota; Metazoa; Chordata; Actinopteri; Syngnathiformes; Callionymidae. Gene Ontology annotation, molecular function: serine-type endopeptidase inhibitor activity. Gene Ontology annotation, cellular component: extracellular region. Gene Ontology annotation, biological process: negative regulation of peptidase activity. Bases 96 to 788 code for a protein of 230 amino acids.
UCCGCCCAUGACUUUCCCAGGAGAAACUCUUCCUCGUCUAUAAAACCGCUGCGGGACAGCGGGAGCGGCAAGAAAGUCGGCGCCCAAGUCAAACCAUGGAGUUUUGCGUUCUCGCAAUAGUGGCCUGGUCGUUUGCAUCCGCCCUGGCGCUGCCUCCCAGAGGUGCGUGUCUGCUGCCAGUGGAAGAGGGACCUUGCAGGGGAGACAUCGAGCGCUACUACUACAACACCAUAACGCAGAAGUGCGAGGUCUUCUCCUACGGAGGCUGCGAGGGGAACGCCAACAACUUCAGGAGUUAUCACGAGUGUCAAAAGACCUGUUUCAGAAUACCAAAGAUCCCCCAGAUCUGCAGGUUUCCCCGAGAAGAGGGACCCUGUCGAGGCCUUUUCAGCCGCUACUUCUUCAACAUGACCACCAUGCAGUGUGAGCCCUUCGAAUACGGUGGCUGCCUGGGCAACUCCAACAGAUUCGAAGACCUCACAUCCUGCAUGGAAUACUGCAGCCCACGGAAAACGGUGCCUGUGCUCUGCCUGGAUCCUCUCGACAAAGGCAGAUGUUCCGCCUCCAUACCACGAUAUUACUACAACACCGUGUCCAAGAUGUGUGAGGAAUUCAUCUACACUGGCUGUGGAGGGAGCAGCAACAACUUUGUCUCCAAGCAGAGCUGCACAGACGUGUGUGUCAAAGGUGAGAAAAAAACACAGCAUCCAAAUGAGAGGUCGUCGCAUGAGGAGGCACAGAAACAAUGGCAUCACGUUCCUGAAGGCCUAGAGUCUCAGAGGAAAUGAAGCUAUAUGUAAUAAAAACUAACACCAGUGUAUCGACGAUUCUUCACUGUACACAUCUGUUGCUACCUUCUGAAAAGGACUCAUCCUGAAAUGUGAUGGUUAAUGAAGAAAACAAUGUUUGUAUAUAAUGUAUAUAACGGUUGCUAUUGUAUAUGACUAUUUAACAUGUUUUCUACUUCUAAAAUGCCAGCUUUGUA